Dicrocoelium dendriticum is the source of this 1125-nucleotide messenger RNA. The record is from the annotation of a GenBank genome assembly. NCBI's taxonomy places the organism in Eukaryota, Metazoa, Platyhelminthes, Trematoda, Plagiorchiida, Dicrocoeliidae.
AUGGCCGAUUAUUGGAAGAGUAAUCCAAGGAAGUUUUGUGAAGUUUGCAAAUGCUGGAUGGCAGACAACAAAAUAAGCGUACAAAAUCAUGAGGGCGGUAUGCGACAUAAAUCAAAUGUUGCAAAAAAGAUGAACGAAUUGAUGCGAAGCAACAAGGAUACUGAAAAGAACGAAAAACAGCUGAAAGAAAGCAUACAGAAAAUAAACGAUGCAGCAUUUGUAGGCAUGAUGAAGGAUUUGCAGCGCGAUCCAACCUUGGCCAAGCGAUAUGGAGUAGUGCUUUGUAAUGAUACGACGGCGUCAGCUGACGAAGCAUCUAGCUCAAAAACCAAGCACUUACCAAGUGCACCAGAGAAAAGCAUUUCUCUCAAGCCAACUGUUUGCGAGUGGCAAGAGGCAACUGCACCUGACGGAAGAAAGUAUUACUGGAAUACAGUCACACGCGUUGCACAAUGGGAACGUCCUGCCUGUGAGGUUGCACCGGAGGUCAUGUCUGUGAAAGCUGAAAAAGACAGACUACAACACUUCGUCCUUAAUCGGCUCGUGGAGUUGAGCGAAUCUGGUUCCAGAUGUGCUACUGAAGCUGUUCAUGAAGCGUUUAACGCCCCUAUGCCUGAUUCCACAGAGGAAAGCACAGACAUAUGCAGUUACUCAUCCAUAACGGAGAACACUAACGUCUAUAAACCAGAGCAAAAGUCGGUUCCACAUUCUUCUCACGGUCCUAGAAUUGAUCUUUUAGGACCAUGGACUCCAGUGGAAGAUGAACCGCCGGUAAAGCUACCCAAGCUGGACCUCCCUGGAAAUCGAUCCACUGCUCUUGAUGAUUCACACAAAAGAAAACUUCUGUGUUCUGCUACAGAUGAUCGACCAGAUGAAAAACUGGAUUCGAAGCAGGCAAUCCUGAACCACCUAGAGGCGACCACAGAGGAGAGCAUACAAAGCGCCCGGCUUCUCGAGAUCAAGGAAAAAUCCGUGACUCCCGGAUCGUUAUCCUCGGCGCGUAGUAGCACAGAGCCAAUUGACGGGGGGGAGCAACCUAGUCGAAAUGCACCCCGUUUAGUCUUCCGUCGAGGGCUGUCCUCUAUUUCAACCCGUAGUUUUCGAACAGCUACAUCCGAUGAAUAG